Molecule: messenger RNA, 549 nt
Organism: Suncus etruscus (white-toothed pygmy shrew)
Lineage: Eukaryota; Metazoa; Chordata; Mammalia; Eulipotyphla; Soricidae
Product: high affinity copper uptake protein 1-like
Exons: 1
Coding region: 1-549 (182 amino acids)
Source: RefSeq, a predicted model, not a curated record
AUGGACCAUAACAGCAACCUGCCACCUCAUCACCAGCUCCUGCAACACCUCAGGGCCCCACUCCAUGGUGAAAGCGCACACAUGCCCACGAGAAUGCCCAUAACCUUCUUUGUUGACUACAAGAACAUGGAACUGCUGUUUGCUGACCUGGUGAUUGACUGUGCUGGAGACGUGGCCCUGAUUUUCCAGGCCGUGUUUCUGCUCAAGGUGGGCUAUGAAGACCCGAAGAGAGCCCGCGUGGAGCUUCUGCACAAGACCCAGCAGUGCACACCUGUCCCUGGGAACCUUCUAGCAGCUGCCCAGUUGCAGCCUUCUGGUACAGAAGGCCCUGUAUGUGCUCCAGGUGCUGCUAGCUACCUGUUGUUGAUGCUCAUUGCCAUGACCUACAAUGCCUACCUGAGCUUGGAGGGUGCCAGCACAUGCUACUGGCUCUUUGGGGGCAAGAAAGCACAGGAAAUGGAUUCUCUGGAACUUGACUGGGAGCUAGGUGCAGCUGCAAGGGAUGUCCCUGGACCCCCUGGGAACCUAUGCGGAGCCCAACUUCCCUAA